Pelobates fuscus (common spadefoot toad) is the source of this 5612-nucleotide messenger RNA. RefSeq names its product DENN domain containing 4B (gene DENND4B). Gene Ontology annotation, molecular function: protein binding. The coding region runs from base 254 to 4747 and encodes 1497 amino acids. Gene Ontology annotation, biological process: regulation of Rab protein signal transduction. Lineage: Eukaryota; Metazoa; Chordata; Amphibia; Anura; Pelobatidae. The transcript has 29 exons. The record is from RefSeq and is a predicted model, not a curated record. Gene Ontology annotation, cellular component: cytoplasmic vesicle.
UGGUUACUGUGAGCCGCUCUGGAACCCCCAGGAGGUCUCUAUGGUGAAGUGAGUGACAGCACCGAGCACCCGGAGACUGUCACCUGCAGGAUCCCGGAAAUGUCAGCGCAGACACUGGGAGAAUGUCCUCCUGUGUGUCCUGACAUGUGGACCCUACAACUGGACUCUGGAAGUGUCUGAGGAGUACCGAGCAGGCCACAUGACUUUACUUUUCCUCUUCCACAGGUGAGGUCAAUGAACAAAUGCAGUCAUAAUGGAGGAGGGACCCCCAAAGCUUGUGGACUACUUUGUAGUUGCUGGACUUACCCCAUCAUCUCGACCACUAGAGGAAGAGAAGCGCCCAACACGUCCGGCAGAGCCUGUCACGGAUGUGGUGGUCAUUGUCCGGGCGCAGGCAGAAGAGGUACCUCAUGGGUUUACCUGCAUAGCUUGUACCCCUGGGGGGUACCCAGCGGAUCUCAACACUGCUCUUAUCAACAACCAACAAAUGUACUUGUGCUACCGUCGAGGACGCGAUAAGCCUCCUAUCACCGAGCUGGGCAUUUACUAUCCUGGGAAGGACGUUCUUCGGACUGGCUUCCAAGUUAUUGACACCACCCCGUAUAGCCACUCUGCCAACCUAAACUCUGGAGCGCCUGGGAACCAGCGAGCUUUUCUCACGUACAAACGGGCUUCGGAGUCCCUGGGUGUAAACACUCUGGGCGUGAUGGAUAUUUGUAUCAUAAACCCCAGUAAGGGGGAGAGUGUCCCGCAUACCUUCAGUAAGGUGGACAGGAGCCUAAAUACUGGCAUGUUCGGUCCGGCUCUGUUCCUUUGUUACAAGAAAGCUAUGGCAAAAACUCACAGCUUAUUGUAUGAAGCAGGACUUAUCAGCCGCUUCCCUGAAACGGAUAGUGAUGCAUUCCCUCUUCCAGAGUUGGUUCCUAUCUUCUGCUUGCCUAUGGGCUCCACCAUUGAAAGCUGGCCAUUGAACACAAAGUACCACCUGCCUAUCUUCUCCACCUUUGUACUGACUGGGGCAUCAGGUGAGAAGGUGUAUGGAGCUGCCAUCCAGUUCUAUGAACAGUAUUCUCGGGAACAUCUGAGCGAGAGGCAGUGCCAGCGACUUGGUCUGCUGAGUGCAGUGGAUAAACGUCCUUUCACCAACAAAUCUGUUCAAACCAAAAGAAGUAUCUGCGUUUUAUCCCACUGGCCGUUCUUUGAUGUCUUCCAGAAAUUCCUCACAUUUAUCUACCGCUACUCCAUUUCAGGGCCCCAUGUGCUGCCUAUAGAGAAACACAUCUCCAACUUCAUGUUCAAUGUUCCUUUUCCUUCCCCGCAGAGACCACGGAUACUAGUACAGAUGUCACCAUACGACAACGUCCUACUGUGCCAGCCGGUAUCCUCCCCUCUGCCGCUUAGUGGAGCCAGCUAUGUUACUCUGCUGCAGAAUCUAGGACCAGAGAACGCUGUGACACUGCUCCGUGCUGUGCUAACCGAACAAAAACUGCUGGUUCAUUCCCAGCGACCGGAUGUAUUGACCAGCGUGGGGGAAGCCUUGGUUUCAAUCAUCUUCCCCUUACGAUGGCAGUGCCCAUACAUCCCACUGUGCCCCCUUUCCCUUUCGGAUGUUCUCUGUGCUCCUGUGCCAUUCAUUGUUGGCAUCCACUCUAGCUAUUUUGACCUUCACGACCCACCGCAAGAUGUCCUUUGUGUCGACCUGGAUACCAACACACUCUUCCAGAGUGAAGAUAAGAAGAUCCCAUCCACCCGGACACUUCCCCGAAAGCCUUGCAAAGUGUUACUGAACUGCCUGACGGAACUCCACAAGCAGCUGGACGAGAUGUACAACAAACCCCUGGAGGAAGCCUCUCUUGAGUUCCUGCUAAAGGAUUAUGACCUGAUCUAUGGUCGCCGAACACAAUUAGAGCUUGACGUGCGUGCAUCCUUCCUUCGCUUUAUGGCCUGCCUUCUGAAGGGUUACCGAUCCUAUCUCCUGCCAAUUACACAGGCUCCCUCUGAACGGACACGCGAUUCUAGUAAUCUGUUUAAUAUGGAGGGCUUCCGGAAGUCCAGGGAUCGUGCACAUCAAAAGUUCUUUUCCCAGAUGGUGAAGACGCAGAUGUUCACACAGUUUAUUGAAGACUGUUCGUUUGUUAAUGACCGCCAGGCUUCCCUCGAGUUCUUCGAUAGCUGUGUAGAAAAGGUGCAGGUCGAGGGGGAGAAGAUUGAGGAUUUGCAUCUGGUUGAGCUGGAUGAGUCUCACCGCAGUGAACACACCGUUUUCAUCAUGCCAGCUGAGGAACCCAGUGAUGCAGAUUUGCCGGCUCGAUACAAAUAUGACAGCUUUCCAACACUUCAAAGGGAUCUUUUUGACUUACCUCAAGAUCUGCUCCACGUUCCAUCUAUCCAAUCAAAAAGCAGUGCUCCAAGCAGUCCCGCACCUCGCAGAACCAAACAGGAGAUGAAGUCUGCUCAGCGUGUAGCCCAAAAGUAUUCUUCAAUACCCGAAAUGUGGGCAAAAUGCCUGCUGGGACACUGCUACGGGCUGUGGUUUAUCUACCUUCCCACUUUCGUUCGUGCCACAGCCAACAAGGUCCAAGCUCUCCAGACAGCCUAUGAUGCUUUGAAACAGAUGGAAACCAAGAAAGUGGUACUGCCCGAUGAGGUUUGUUAUCGCAUACUGAUGCAGCUCUGCGGGCAAUACGGGGAGCCAGUGUUGGCUGUACGUGUCAUGCUGGAGAUGAGGAAAGCUGGCAUUGUGCCAAACACCAUCACCUACGGUUACUAUAAUAAGGCCGUCCUCGAGAGUAAGUGGCCAUCCGCUAGCCAGAGUGGGAGACUCCGCUGGGCAAAGUUACGAAAUGUUGUCCUUGGGGCUGCACAGUUCCGCCAACCAAUCAAACACAGGCAUAAAGAUUUUGGAUCCCAAACAUUGCAAAUGGACACUGAGGAUAACCCUCUAAACAGGCCACAUGACUCUAGGAAACAGAAGAGCUCUACAUCAGACCUACCCCCUCGGUUAUGUCUCCUCCGUCAGACCACGUGGGGUGGACGCACGUUCAAGGACUCAGGAGAAGACUCUCCAGGGAAGUUGGUGAAAAGCUGGAGUGUGAGUGGCACCCACGGAGAUUCUGACAUGCUAACAGAAGUUGCCCACUUGAUUGACAACAUUGAGGUUCUCAGGAAACCAGACCAGAGCCCCUCAUUAAGUGGAUCUAUUCGAAGACCAUGUGGUACACCCCUUAUCCUUGGUCCCUCUGAGAAUGGAAGUUUGUCCAAUGUUAGCUUUGCAACAGACAUGACUGGCAGUGACUUGCUGACAUCCGAUGACUCUGACCUCCCUGUAACCGAGAGCUCAACAGAGAUUCUUCCAUGCCACCGUGUGGCAGAGGAUAAUAAGGAAUGCACGCCUGUUAGGCGUCGAAGCUUGGCUGAGAAGAUGCAGCAACUGCUUACUCCUUCUAAGAAGCCCUCCAGGUCACCGGGAACAAAGAUGAAGGGCAAGUCGAUAGAGCCUCCUUCGCCACUUGUCUUAGAGCAGUAUCAAAACUGGAGAACUCAAAGCAAGAGCAGUGUGAGGCGACCAGAGUCUACUGCAUCUGACAGCUCUGUGUCCUUGGGAAGUGAGGUUGACCUGUCCGAUACAUCAGUCACCAGCUUUGCAUUACACAAAUCCACUGAUCGCCUACUUGAUGAGGCUCAAGAGGUGCCUGCCGCAGAGGUGGUUUUGUCAAGCUGCUCUCCGUGUCCAGCCUGUCACUGCCUGGUGUACGAUGAAGACAUCAUGGCUGGAUGGACAUCUGAUGACUCCAAUCUGAAAUCUGUCUGCUCGUUCUGUGGUCAUCACUUUGUACCAUUCCUCAAUGUCAAGAUCACGGAUCUCCAAGGGAAAUGUGUGACAGACUUCCAUGAAACUACUGUGGAUGGUGCCGUGGCUUCUGUAAGUCGUGGUCCAGUACUUAGCGACCGGUAUCAGUGUCUGGUUCUGGAUGAGAUGGGAUCUAGACACAGUCAGUUGAAUGGAUUUCCUGAUAUCCAGGCACCUUCAGCCCAGGAUUCCAAUUCAGAGAUAGUAACCAUUGCAUACCUCUGUCCUCUGGUCCUACGCAAAGAGCUAGAAAGCCUGUUGGAGAAUGAAGGUGGGGACUUCUUGUCACAGCCGGAGUUAGUCAACAGUCAUCCUAUCAUUUAUUGGAACUUAGUCUGGUACUUCCAACGUUUGGGGCUGCCUAGCAACCUUGUUCAACUAAUCCUGACAUCCAAGCACGUCCGGCAACUCCCACAGGUACCUGAACCACUGCAGGUUAAUGUCCACCUCUUAUGGGAUGUGUUGGUGCAAGAUCCAGAACGCUGGCCCCCCUUGUAUGUGAUUUGGAAACUGCACAGAAACCUCCCAACACAUCUUCAAGGCUGGCGACACCACACUCAUCCCUUUACCUUAGAGUUUCUGGAGAAGAUCCUCAACUUUAUAGGAAUGAAUGAGGUACACAAGGCAAUCUCCUUGUUCUUAAACAUACUUGAAGAGCAGAGGUCUUCUCCACAGACCAUCCAAAGGGGGAUAUAUCGAGAAAUGCUGCUAUUGACUCUGGCUGCCUUAGGAAGAGAACAUAUGGAUGUAGCUGCAUUUGAUAAUAAGUACAAGACUGCAUUCAGAAAGCUUGGAAGCUCUUUGGGGAAAGAAGAGCUUCGUAAGAAGCAGGCCCAGCUCCCAAGCGCUAAGGCCCUGGACUGCCGCAAAACUUUUGGGGUGUCGCUGGAAUGUUAAACCCCAUCAAAAUGUGAACUGACUGGAAAUCUACGAUGGACAGGCAAAAUCUAUUCAUCUCUAAAGAGAGGCUGAAUUUGGAACAUGAGAUGAUGCUUAAGGAGCUAGGCAUGCAGGAAUCAUGACAAUGUACAGAAACACAGGAGGGGAGGUUGGCUGUAACCACCCGUGCUGAAUAUCAGACACACAGUGGUUCAUUUGACAGCACACAGCCUCCUAACCCUCCUUCCAAACUGUCCACCCCCACACAGGCUGGAAAAACAACAGAAAUUUAACAAGAUCUGUCACCCAACAGAUGCCAUCAUAGAAGCUUGUGCGCAGGACACAAGUGAACAAGCCAGCAAUCCUCUGCAUUGUGUGCCAGAACAUGUCAGAUCAGAGAAACAGGACCUUAGUCCAUUUUUACCAUAAUAUUGUGUCUCUAUUUUUCACACACCCUGUGUUUAGAGUGGAAUAUAUGACCACAGGGCAGAGUCUCAUCCCUGUUUCUGUAUGGCUGUGGCAUGACAUGGCAUCUUGGGCACCCACUCAUAGCUGUUCUAGAGCUGAAAAUGAAGCAUUUUAACACCGCAUGGCAGCUAUUAAUACAGCAUUGUGGCUAUACUAUUCUGCAGUGUAACACCCAUAGCAGACACAACUAGCGACUUAAUAAUACAUCCACAACAGGCUUGUGUUGCUUUAACAGUACUCCCUGUUCCGUGGCACAUCAGAUGAUAACACAGGAACAGUCUUCCAAAGAUCACUACUGCCACGUUUAUCUGUGAAAAGAAUGGGUCAUCCGUGACCGAUUUUCCUCUUGCCAAAGUUUAGCUGUUUUGUCCCAGAAUACCAUGAUCGUGAAGUGGUGAAAACGUGUGUCCUGCGU